CCAGCCAGGUGCAAACUGAAAACUGCAAUGGCGAACACAACAAGAUCCAUAGCUAUUGUUCUUAUUGUGCUUGCGGCCUUGUCCUUUGGUUUCCCUGCCAUCGAUGCCGACGCCACCCUCCUCGUCAAGACAUGCAAGAAGACCACAAACGCCUUGUUGUGCCUGGCAGUGUUGAACGUCGACCCAAAGAGCGCCUACGCCACCACCGAGCACGACCUUGCCAGCGCCGCACUGCAGGUCGCAAUUAACACUGCUGACCACAACGUCGAGGUCAUCCACAACUUAGCCAAGGAUGUCCAAGGCACACCUGAAGGAGGCGCGUUGAACAUCUGCCUCGGGGCCUAUGUUGAUGCCGCCAAC
Messenger RNA from Triticum aestivum (bread wheat), 360 nucleotides. RefSeq lists its product as uncharacterized. The transcript has a single exon. The annotation marks the transcript as partial. Gene Ontology annotation, molecular function: enzyme inhibitor activity. The record is from RefSeq and is a predicted model, not a curated record. NCBI's taxonomy places the organism in Eukaryota, Viridiplantae, Streptophyta, Magnoliopsida, Poales, Poaceae.